Molecule: messenger RNA, 821 nt
Organism: Mangifera indica (mango)
Lineage: Eukaryota; Viridiplantae; Streptophyta; Magnoliopsida; Sapindales; Anacardiaceae
Product: kiwellin-1-like
Exons: 1
Coding region: 185-754 (189 amino acids)
Source: RefSeq, a predicted model, not a curated record
UCCUAUUCGAUUGUGGCUUUUCAAUAACAUAAUCCCAUUUGCAGCAACUUGUAUCACUGUUACGUUGUUUGAGAAUGCAAACUUGUCCGGCUGAAUCCUGUUCUGAAAGUUUCUACUGAUGAAUCUAUAUAUAACGUUUCACCCAUUCAAGCUUUUCACACCAAAACAAAAGCAGAAAUAGAAGAUGAAGAAGCAAGUCUAUUCAAGCCCUUUCCUUCUCGUUUGCUUUCUUUUACUUGUGUUGAAUUGUUUCACUGUCGAGGCUCAGACUUGCAGGGCCAGCGGCAGCGUUAGAGGCAAAAACCCUCCACCAGGACAAUGCAACACUGAAAAUGACUCCGACUGCUGUAAACAAGGGAAAACGUACCCCAUUUACAAGUGUUCGCCUCCUGUUUCAGGACAUACAAAGGCGACCUUAACGCUCAACAGCUUUGAGAAAAAUGGAGAUGGCGGUGGCCCAUCAGAAUGUGACAAUCAAUACCAUUCGGAUAACGACCCGGUAGUGGCACUUUCAACAGUUUGGUACAACGGAGGAAGUCGGUGCUUAAAAUAUAUUAACAUCUACGGUAAUGGGAACAGUGUGAAGGCCAAGGUUGUUGAUGAGUGCGAUUCAACAAUGGGUUGUGAUGCUGAACAUGAUUACCAGCCUCCAUGCUCCAACAACAUUGUUGAUGCCUCCAAAGCCGUUUGGAAAGCCUUGGGAGUGCCUGAAGAUGACUGGGGUGGCUUGGAUAUCACUUGGUCUGAUGCUUGAUGUGCACCAUAUACAGAAUCUGAAUCAUAAAUUAUGACUUAUGUAAUAGUUAAAGUUUGUUAUCUGU